UUCGAUUUAAAACGAAAAAACAAAGUUCAAACAGAACACACGAAAAAAUAAAUUUGCGUACCUACAUUCCCGUCAUUUUGUGAAAAAUUUUUGUAGGCCCGUUUGCAUCUGCAUAUAUUUUUUAUUGGAAUUACGAGGGAUCUGCUCGAAUCGAUCAGUUCAGAUUUAGGAGAUGGCAGAUCAAGAAGCUAAGGGAUAUGAAUUUGAAAAGAAGGCUGAUAAAAAGAUCCAAGGAUGGACUAUUUUUGGUUCUAAAUAUGAUGAUGCUGCAGAACUGUAUGACAAGGCUGGCAACUCAUAUAAGAUUGCAAAAUCCUGGGAUAAAGCGGCAUCUGCUUAUAUCAAGCUUGCUAGCUGCCAUUUAAAGCUUGAAAGUAAGCACGAGGCAGCAUCGGCAUAUGUGGACGCAGCGAAUUGCUAUAAAAAGACUAACAGCCAAGAAGCUGUUAGGUGUUUAGGUUUGGCUAUUAAUCUCUUCAUGGAGAUAGGAAGAUUGUCGAUGGCUGCAAAACACUGCAAGGAGAUUGGUGAAAUAUAUGAAUCUGAAGAAAAUUUGGAAUUGGCUUUGGAAUAUUUCGAGCGAGCUGCGGAGCUCUUUCGAGGUGAAGAAGUUACUAGUACAGCUAACCAGUGCCAACUUAAAGUUGCACAGUUUGCAGCCCAGCUUGAGCAGUACCCAAAGGCCAUACAAAUUUUUGAAGAUGUUGCGAGACAGUCAAUGAAUAACAAUCUUCUGAAGUAUAGUGUUAAGGGUUAUCUUUUAUGUGCUGGCCUCUGUCUCAUUUGCAAAGGUGACACUGUGGCGAUAAACAAUGCACUAGAGAAAUAUCAGGAACUUGAUCCUACAUUUUCAGGUACCCGAGAGUGCAGAUUCCUUUCUGAUUUAGCUGGUUCAAUUGAUGAGGAGGAUGUAGUAAAAUUUACUGACGUUGUCAAGGAGUUUGACAGUAUGACUCGACUGGACCAAUGGAAAACGACUCUUUUGCUUCGGGCAAAGAAUGCCUUGAAAGCCAAGGAAGUUGAAGAGGAUGACCUUACUUAAAUCAGCAGUCCCUAGUAUUUGUGUGAGGUGUUGUGGAAAUAGACUUCUUUCCUUUAUUGUAAAUGAACGGUCACUUGGAUUGUAUAUUAUAUGUGGUUUGGUUUUUGGUAAUGCAAAGAUUAAUACCUUUUAAUCCUAUUUACCCCGUCGAGGAAGGCGAUUCAGGGCAGCACAUUUAUUGAAGAUGUUUACUUUUUGAACUUGUGUGGAUAAUGUUUUUGGCGAUAAAUGCAACGAUUCUGCAUGCUGUGUGCAUAAUAUUGUAAACCCAGAUUAAUGUGAGAAAUAAUGGAUUCUGUAUUGUUCAAAAGGCUUUUGCCACUAAUCAUAGUUGCAAGAGUAUUCUCAA
Messenger RNA from Cryptomeria japonica (Japanese cedar), 1391 nucleotides. Its product is annotated as alpha-soluble NSF attachment protein 2. Bases 173 to 1042 code for a protein of 289 amino acids. Lineage: Eukaryota; Viridiplantae; Streptophyta; Pinopsida; Cupressales; Cupressaceae. Gene Ontology annotation, cellular component: SNARE complex; vacuolar membrane. The record is from RefSeq and is a predicted model, not a curated record. Gene Ontology annotation, biological process: intracellular protein transport; SNARE complex disassembly. The transcript has 10 exons. Gene Ontology annotation, molecular function: soluble NSF attachment protein activity; syntaxin binding.